This is a messenger RNA of Bombina bombina (fire-bellied toad), 2771 nucleotides long. It is a transcript of the gene INA, whose product is annotated as internexin neuronal intermediate filament protein alpha. The transcript is spliced from 3 exons. Gene Ontology annotation, molecular function: structural constituent of postsynaptic intermediate filament cytoskeleton. Gene Ontology annotation, biological process: intermediate filament organization. Lineage: Eukaryota; Metazoa; Chordata; Amphibia; Anura; Bombinatoridae. Bases 1 to 1455 code for a protein of 484 amino acids. The record is from RefSeq and is a predicted model, not a curated record. Gene Ontology annotation, cellular component: intermediate filament; postsynaptic intermediate filament cytoskeleton; cytoplasm.
AUGAGUUUCAGUUCAGAUCAUUACCUUUCUUCCUCGUACAGAAAAAUCUUUGGAGAUUCUCCUAGGUUUUCAUCCAGUCGCUUAGGAAGCAGCUCAUCCUCCAAGACCACUAUCUCUGGUGGAUACAGAGCUCAGUCCAGGGGCAAUGUAUCUUCAGGGUCUUCUUACAGAAGGUCAGCGAGGGGUCUUGGCCAUGUAUCUGGAGAAAACGUAGACCUGUCUCAGGCUUCGGCAAUGAACAGUGAGUACAAAAUUGUUCGUACAAAUGAAAAAGAACAACUUCAAGGACUCAAUGACAGGUUUGCCAUGUUCAUUGAGAAAGUGCACAAUUUGGAACAGCAGAACAAAGUGUUGGAGACGGAGCUUCUAGCUUACAGGCAGAGGCAAUCUGAACCCUCCAGGCUGGGAGAACUGUACCAGCAAGAGCUUAAAGAUCUGAGAGCUCAGCUAGAAGAUGUGAAUGCAGACAAGAGUCAGCUCAUUAUAGAGAGGGACACCCUAGAAGAUGAUCUGCAAAAACUAAAAGGAAAAUAUGAAGACGAGAUCCGAAUGAGAGAGGAGACAGAAUAUGCACUCAAAGCCCAUAAGAAGGAUGUGGAUGAUGCUACCCUUGCCCGGCUUGACCUGGAAAAGAAGGUGGAAUCUCUCUUAGAUGAAAUAUCUUUUAUGAGGAAGGUUCAUGAGGAAGAAGUGAACGAGCUGCUUGCCAUGAUCCAAGCAUCCCAGGUUUCCGUGGAGAUGGAGAUGACCAAGCCUGACUUGACAUCAGCACUGAAAGAGAUUCGAUCCCAGUACGAGAGCCUAGCUGCUAAGAAUUUACAAUCUGCCGAUGAAUGGUACAAAUCUAAAUAUGCCAAUUUGAGCGAGCAGGCAACCCGAAGCACUGAGCUCAUCAGAGCCAACCGAGAGGAAAUGAAUGAUUACCGGAGACAGCUACAAUCCAGGACCAUUGAGAUAGAGAGUCUUCGCAGUACCAAUGAGUCUCUGGAAAGGCAGAUUCAGGACAUGGAGGAGAGGCACAUAGCAGAGAGCACUGGGCUCCAGGAUGCAAUAAGUCAGCUGGAAAAUGACCUAAGGAAUACAAAAGGGGAAAUGUCCCGUCAUCUGAGAGAAUAUCAAGAUUUGCUUAAUGUCAAAAUGGCACUGGAUAUUGAGAUAGCAGCGUAUAGGAAACUGCUGGAGGGUGAAGAGACGAGGUUUAGCUCCGCAAUAAGCAUUAUGCCUCCAAAUCCAACUCCGCCUCCGAGUUACUCCUAUCAAUCUCGAAUUCACAGCUCAUCUUCAUCUAAAAUUCUACCUGCAAAAAGAGAUGAGAAAGACGGAGUCUCUAAAGUAGUUUCUAAGUCCUCUCAUCCUAUAGGAGAGACAUAUGAAGAAAUAAUUGAGGAAACUGUUGUGUCAACCAAAAGAGUAGACAAACCAGAGCAGAAUGAGGGAGCUAAUAUCAAACCUUAAAACAAAACAAAACUUAUCAGUAAGUAGGAUAGUAUUAGUUAGGUUAUUCUCUUGUUCCUAUAAACCCAGCAUAACUUUUUUCCAGAAAAGCACAUUCGUGUUUAUCAAGCACAACAUUCCAUUUGCUGUUAGCUUUUAUCCUAAUCUACUGUUAACAUUCUUAAUUCUCUUAGUCAUGUAAUAAAUCCUAUAGGGGUUUGGUGCUUUAGAUGAAUGUGACUAUUUAUAUUGAUUCUAGCAAUAAAUAAGUCUAUAGUCAGACAAAACACUUAAAAACUGAAUAAUAGUCAUCUGCAUGAUAACAUCUCUUAUGUAGAUUGUCACCUAGAAUCUCGUAGUAAAUCAUAACUCUACUAAUAAGAUAUUAUCUAGAAUGCAUUCUACCAGCACUGCACUUAGUCCUUGGUUGUUGAACUUACAUUUUCAGAAUGAGUAAACAGCAUACUGUAUUUGUUGACAAGGGGACCACUUUCACUUUACAGCACAAUGAGGUUACAAAUUAUCAGCUCAAAUUUUCAUUUUGAAUAUUCAUAUAGUAUCUUGCUGUAUGUGUGUACUCAUCCCACAAUGUGAUCACGUUUACAAAAGGGGAAAUAUUUACUGUUCAUACAAUCUGGUGUACACUUUUGAUGCCUCGGUAAAACCAGCAAUUGGGACAUUAAUUCUUGAACUUUUUAAUUACUUUCUAAUUAAAUAAGUAUGCUACAGAAAAGCAUUAACGUUUUGGCAUAUAUCAAAAAAAUGUUUGUGUGUGUGUGUUUUGUGAUUAACUUUCCACAAUAUUCAGGCAGCUUAUUGGUUAUCAGCACAAUUACUGCUCGUUCUGGAAUGCAGAAACGCCUCUGUCUUUGUUCACAAAUUGGUGGUGCUGUAUCAUUUAAUGUAUAAACACUAGUAAGUAAUUUUAUAUGCAAAUAUACUUGUAUAUUAUUUAAACUAGAAGCACUGCAAACACUUAGUAAUGCACAAUGAAAUGAUGUCUGUAAGUUACUAUCUGCCUUGGAGGAUAUAGAGGUCAGUUAUAGGCACUGCAUGACACCAAAGAGAAGUUAUAGAAAAUAAAAAGGUGCCUAAAUAAACAAGUACAUUUCUACUGACAGGUGUGCCAAGCAUUGGAUACGAUUUUGUACUGUGUCCUUUAAAGCCUUAUUACCAGCUACAUCUUUACAUAAUUGAAAUUGUUGUUAUCAGAUAGGGUGCUGCAUUUGUUUAGGGUAAUACAAAGCAUCAUUGUCAACGUAUGGCUGAACCAUUGAUGUGGAACGAGGCCCUGCCAUAACAUGCAAUAAAAUGAAAUAAAAUCAUAGCAUCACUAA